Trypanosoma rangeli is the source of this 846-nucleotide messenger RNA. RefSeq names its product leishmanolysin. The transcript has a single exon. The record is from RefSeq and is a predicted model, not a curated record. Bases 1 to 846 code for a protein of 281 amino acids. Lineage: Eukaryota; Euglenozoa; Kinetoplastea; Trypanosomatida; Trypanosomatidae.
AUGCCGCUGCUGAUGCUCAAACGGAAGCAACACGGGCAGUUUCUUCAGGCGAUGCGCCAGCCACGCCGUAGCAUGCCGUUUCUAUCACUGGCGGUGUUUUUGCUGCUGUUGGUGUGCUGCACCGUGGAAUGCCUCGCCGGCGCCCCCGCCGAACCAGGAAAUACAGUGAUGCAGCCUUUGGACGCGCAGAGAGGGUCUGCGCCAACUCCUGUCCCAGAGGGCACGGGCUCGGAACAUACUUCGAAGGGCGCAACUGAACAUCAGGGCAAUUUGCCAGGAACGGCAGGAGGGCAAAACACUGCGGGAGGGCAGGGCACUGCGGGAAAAGCGCCGCAGGUGCCACUCCCAACGUCAUCCCAAGAUCCACAAGCGCCACCGCAAACUUCACCGGAAUUGCAAACUGAGGUGGGGAAAAACGGCGGCUCGUCAGAGCAAGAAGGAGACACCAUUUCCAGCCCCACGAAGGCCUCACCACCUGGCGGUCAUGUGCAGCCUCCGUUACAAUCGUCUACCUUGCCGGGUGGUGCCGCUGCUCCACUGGAAGAUGAUGUGGAGAAACCACCCGCAGAGCCCGCCACCCAAAGUAAUGCAUUGACUCCUCACGACGCCAAACCCUCCACUGGGGAGUCACCCGGGAAUGACGCGGCUGAAGAUGCACAAAGCGCAUCGGACGGCACAGAGACUGCAGCGGCUGAGAGAGAAUCCAUGACACCGCCAGCCACUGCCACCAAAACAACGAAGGCGGCGCCCGGCGACAGUGACAGCGGCACCGCAGCCUCGCACUGCACCUCCCCCAUUGCGCUUCUUCUUGCGUGUGCGGCGGCUGCUGCGAUGGUGGCCGCGUGA